This is a messenger RNA of Archocentrus centrarchus (flier cichlid), 1489 nucleotides long. It is a transcript of the gene lrrc10b, whose product is annotated as leucine rich repeat containing 10B. Gene Ontology annotation, cellular component: cytoplasm. NCBI's taxonomy places the organism in Eukaryota, Metazoa, Chordata, Actinopteri, Cichliformes, Cichlidae. Gene Ontology annotation, molecular function: protein binding. The record is from RefSeq and is a predicted model, not a curated record. The transcript has 2 exons. The coding region runs from base 257 to 1489 and encodes 410 amino acids.
UUUUUUUAGAAGCCCAGAGGAAGUCAGAGAGGAGAGAAGAGGGCUGUAGAUGAAGGGACGAAGAGACACUUGACAAACUGCUUAGGUAUGGCUGCCAGAGUGCUAAUUGGCCCAGAUCAGGAUGCCAUUUGCAGCCAGUGGGUACAACCACGAAACAACAGCAGCUCCCAAGCUGAGGGUUAACUUGUCAAAGACACUUCCUCAUCAAAUGACUCUGUCCUGACUCACAUAGGAGUCAGGGGCUGCGGGCCACAGCAUGGGCAACUCCUCCAGGAAGGGAGGGGGAGAUGAUGAAGAAAAAGAGGAGGGGAAGGAUGGUGAGGAGGCAGAAAUUUCAGAGAAGAAGAAAGAAGCAGAGCAGGAAGUAGAGGAGGAACUUCCGCUUGGGGUGGAGGAGUUGUUGGAGAGUGGGGAUCCCGUAUUGGACUUGAGCUACCGUAAAUUUAAGCGUUUGCCUUCACGUGUUUAUGAACUGAUGCAUCUGGAGAAGCUUUAUGUUUGUGGAAACAGCCUGCGCACUCUGCCAGACAGCAUCUCCCAGCUGCAGGGCCUGCGGAUACUUGCCCUUGACUUCAACAAAAUGGAAGAUGUUCCUGUGGCCAUCUGUGAGCUCACUAACCUCACCCGCCUCUAUCUGGGCAGCAACCGGCUAAUGAGCUUUCCACCUGAGCUGAGUAACUUGCAGAAUCUGCGCUGCUUGUGGAUGGAGAGCAACUACUUCCAGAGAUUUCCACGGGUGCUCUAUGACCUACCCCACCUCAAGUCCUUACAGAUGGGAGACAACCGGCUGAAGACACUGCCUCCUGACUUGUGGCGCAUGAAAGCUCUGAGGGGAUUAUGGCUCUACGGAAACCACUUUGACACCUUCCCAAAAGUCCUGCUUCGAAUGGAAUCCUUGGAGAUAUUGGACUUGGACCGCAACAAAAUAUCAGAAUUUCCCCGCUUGAAGCGUCUCCGAGCCCUGCACCUUUUCUCCUAUGACCACAACCCAGUUAAGGAACCUCCUAUAGUGGGCGAAGAUGUCAUAUUGGUUGGGGAAGGAGCUGCAGAGUUUAUGGAGGUGCGGGAGGCCAGGAAGGAGAGAUGGCGGAAGGCUGCAGAGAAAGAGGCAGAGGAGUUGGCACUGGCAGGAGAGGAGCCAGUGAUUCAUGGCAUCCUCAAGAACAGCAGCUCAAAGCAAGCAACGAAUGAAGCUGUAGUGACCAUAGAGGACACGGAUGUUAAAGAGGAAGAGUGUCUGGUGACGGAGGAGGAAGGGGAGGAAGAGGAGGAGGGAGGGUAUGUGGAGCUGCCGGUCACUGACUGUGGGACGGCUGAGCUUGAAUAUGAUGAAGAGGGGCUUGAAUAUGAGACAGAAGAGCUCAUAUGUGAGGGAGAGGGAUUUGAGUUUGAGGGAGAGGAACUUGAGUAUGAGAGGGCUGAGAUGGACUAUGAGUAUGAGGACGUGGAGGAGCUGGAUGACAUGGGGGGACAGGAUGAAGGAGCAUGA